AUGAGUGACAACGACCUAAUCCUCAUGUCGUGGAAUGUUCGCGCCUUGAACUGCCUGGCGAAACGCACAGCCAUCAGAGAGGUAGUUCAGGAUAACCACAUUGCACUUCUAGCGUUGCAGGAGACCAAGGUGGAGGUCUGGUCGACUGGUGUAGCAACGGAGGUCGGCGGCGCUAAUCUCCAAGGGUGUGUGGUGCUGCCGGCGCACGGGACGAGAGGUGGUGCGUCGAUCUUCUGGGACAAGCAAGUAGUAGAUGUAGUGUCGCACCAUUUAGGUAGCUUCUCCAUCACGGCUAGAGUAGUGCCCAGGCUAGCGAUCGACCCUUUUUGGCUUACCACGGUCUACGAGCCAACGAACGAUGCGCAAAAAGACGGUUUCCUGGCUGAGCUCCCCGCUGUUGCACCGCUGGCGGGUGAGCCCAGGAUGAUCAACGAAGAUUUCAACAUGAUUUAUCAAGCGAGCGACAAGAGUAACAGCAACAUCAACAGGAGGAUUAUGGGCAAGUUCAGAAGAGCGUUGGACUGGGCUGGGCCGAAAGAGAUAAAGUGCAGAAACAGGAAAUUCACCUGGACCAACGAACGUGAAAGCCCCACCCUCUGCAGUAUUGAUAAAUAUUUCUGCAAUGACUCGUGGGAUGUGUUGUACCAGGAUUACAUGCUUAUGGUAGCUUCAACAUCGUUCUUUGAUCAUUGCCCGCUGAUUCUGGCCAAGGUUACCACGCCCUUCAGAAAAGCUAGAUUCAGGGUCGAGAACUUCUGGCCAAAAUUCCCUCAUUUCAAUGAAAUAGUAUUGCAAGCUUGGCAGCGGCCUGUCCCGCACGACUGCCUUUUUGUGAGGAUGAAAAGAAGGCUGGCGAGAGUAGCCACUGACCUCAAAUCUGGAGCAACACAAUGUUUGUCUCGCCGUAGGAAGAACUUCAUCCAUGCAAUCUACAGCAACGACAGAGUUGUGGUGGAUCACAACGAGAAAGAAAAGGUCAUAUUUGAUCACUUCACUGAAGCUAUGGGCCGUAGCAAGCACCAAAGAUGCACCCUGAAUUGGGACAGUCUGAAUAUCCCGGUUGUGGCCUCAACCGAUCUGGACGGGCCGUUCACCAUGCCCGAGGUCUGGGCGGCGAUCCUCGCGUCCCCCACAGAAAAGGCCCCGGGUCCAGAUGGCUUCACUGGGCAGUUCUACCGCUCAUGUUGGCCGAUCAUCAAGGAGGAGGUCAUGGCUGCUUUCAAUAAGUUCUAUCAGAUGGCAGGGAGUAAUUUCACCGAGCUGAAUUCUGCGCUCAUUGCCCUGCUGCCGAAAAAAACGGCGCGCCAGAGAUCAGCCAUUACAGAUCACAAACGGCGUUUCAGAAAGGAAAAUGCAUCCACGACAGCUUUCAGUACGUGCAAGGCUGCGUCAGAAUGCUUCAGAGAGAAAAAAAAGCAGGCCUUGCUCUUCAAGCUAGAUUUCGCUCGCGCGUUUGAUUCUGUAUCCUGGACAUACCCGAUCGAGCUGCUACAGCGCAUGGGUUUCUCGCAGCGCUGGAGAAACUGGGUAGCCUUGCUCCUCUCCACUGCAACCUCUUCCUGUCUACUGAAUGGGUCGCCGGGGCCAAGCUUCUUUCACGCCUGCGGGCUCAGGCAGGGAGACCCGCUCUCGCCGCUGCUGUUCAUCCUUGCGAUUGAUCCGUUGUACCGUCUGCUAGACGCGGCCAUGACAAGAGAGUUGAUUGCGCCGCUGCCAGGGCGCGGGGCAAGCAUGCGGGUGAGUCUAUAUGCGGACGACGCAAUAAUCUUCGCCAAUCCAAUCAAAGAAGAGAUCACCGCCUUGCUGGGGCUGCUGCAUUCUUUUGGAGAGGCCACGGGGUUGAAGCUGAAUCAAGCAAAAUCUUCAGUUAUCCCGAUGAAAUGUGAUGGCCAGCUUCUGACAGAGGUUUUGUAA
Aegilops tauschii subsp. strangulata is the source of this 1914-nucleotide messenger RNA. The record is from RefSeq and is a predicted model, not a curated record. NCBI's taxonomy places the organism in Eukaryota, Viridiplantae, Streptophyta, Magnoliopsida, Poales, Poaceae.